UUGUCUAAUUUGCUAGCCCUAAAAAUUGAACAUAACACCAGCCGCCAACUACUCCUUGCCCGCACUGCCAACGACCACCGGUGAUAGCACCGCGCCGCGCAGACCGCCGACCGCCGGAUGCUGCUUGCCUGGCCGACCGCAGCUGCCUCCUCCGCCGGGCGCUGCUCGUCGUUGCCUUCUUCGCCGAGCGCAGCUGCUCCGUCGUGCCCAUCACCUGCUCUGCCAAACGCCUGCCGUCGUCGCUUACCUACCGCAGUCGUCUUCUUCUUCCUUGCAUUGACGCCGGCUCGCCUCGUCGACCCCUUCUCCGCCGAACGCAGCAGCUGCCUGGCUUGGAGAUUUUGCCUGAAUUUUGCUGAUGUUCUUGAGCUUUGGUCCUUUACUCUUGAUGAAUUUGUUCAAGGUUUCCAUGACUAUGUUCGGGGCUCAAUUCCCCUCUUGUGGGAGCAAAUUGUUGACUUGAGCUAUAAACCUCAGCUUAAUAUUAUUUAUCAUGAAGAAACACAAGGUGAUGAGGGUAAACUAAGUGCAGCUUAUGCUGCGGAAAUGCAAAAGCUACCGAAUGUGAGAUAUGCUUCGUUUGAUUUUCAUCACAUAUGUGGGAGCUCAAGCUUUGAGAACAUAGAGCUUUUGUAUGAUCAAAUCUCAGAGGAUUUUGAGAAGCAAGGAUUUUUCAUGGUAGACAAAGAAGGGAAGAUACUUGCAGAACAAAAAGGAAUAAUUAGAUCGGACAAAUGUAACACAGUGUUAUUUGGCCCAGAAAUCUUUGAAUUCUCAGCUGCAGAGACUUGGAGCUAUUACUUCCAGUGAGUGCAUCUCUACAUUUAGUGAAGAUUUAGGAAUAUAUAAAGCUUGUAUGGACACUAAUUUGUCACAAUUUGUUCAUUGUUGAAGUAAUUUAUAUUAUUGUAUUCAAGUGUGAUUUAAAGUAUUAUGUAAUAAUUAGUAUAAAGUUUGAUAAUAGUAUAGUUCAAUUUUAUAUUGAUAUAAAGUUUGAUGGUAA
Messenger RNA from Ipomoea triloba (trilobed morning glory), 1003 nucleotides. RefSeq names its product phosphoinositide phosphatase SAC8-like. Bases 118 to 810 code for a protein of 230 amino acids. Gene Ontology annotation, molecular function: phosphatidylinositol-4-phosphate phosphatase activity. The transcript is spliced from 7 exons. NCBI's taxonomy places the organism in Eukaryota, Viridiplantae, Streptophyta, Magnoliopsida, Solanales, Convolvulaceae. The record is from RefSeq and is a predicted model, not a curated record. Gene Ontology annotation, biological process: phosphatidylinositol dephosphorylation. Gene Ontology annotation, cellular component: endoplasmic reticulum.